AUGGCUUCCAAAUUCCUUCUUCUUGUUGUUAUUGGUGUUCUUGUUUCAACCUCCACUGCCAGGCAGCUCACUUCCACUGCUGCUUCUUUUAAAGAUGGCAAGACUUUUUACAGUGGCGGCCUUGGAGGCGGAGGUGGUGGUGGUGGAGGAUUUGGCGGUGGUGGUGGACUAGGAGGCGGUGCUGGCGGUGGUGCUGGGGGAGGUGCUGGUCUUGGUGGGGGUUCUGGAUUGGGUGGUGGUGGAGGAGGAGGGUUCGGUGGUGGAGGUGGAGCUGGCGGUGGAUUAGGAGGUGGAUCUGGAUUUGGUGGAGGAGCCGGUGCCGGUUUUGGAGGUGGGUCUGGGUUAGGUGGUGGCGCUGGGCUCGGUAGUGGCGGUGGACUUGGCGGGGGACUCGGCGGUCUCGGCGGUUUAGGCGGUUUAGGCGGUGGUUUGGGUGGUGGAUCCGGUGGAGGUUUGGGUGGUGGAAUUCCUUGA
Molecule: messenger RNA, 474 nt
Organism: Cynara cardunculus var. scolymus (artichoke)
Lineage: Eukaryota; Viridiplantae; Streptophyta; Magnoliopsida; Asterales; Asteraceae
Product: glycine-rich protein 5-like
Exons: 1
Coding region: 1-474 (157 amino acids)
Source: RefSeq, a predicted model, not a curated record